ACUGUCCAUAAUUUGAAAGGGUGCCUCGGGACUGUUCAUAAUUUGAAAGGGUGCCUCAGGACUGUCCAUAAUUUGAAAGGGUUCCUCAGGACUGUCCAUAAUUUGAAAGGGUUCCUCGGGACUGUCCAUAAUUUGAAAGGGUGCCUCGAGACUGUCCAUAAUUUGAAAGGGUUCCUUUGGACUGUCCAUAAUUUGAAAGGGCGCCUCAAGACUGUCCAUAAUUUGAAAGGGUGCCUCAAGACUGUCCAUAAUUUGAAAGGGCGCCUCAAGACUGUCCAUAAUUUGAAAGGGUGCCUCAAGACUUUCCAUAAUUUGAAAGGGUGCCUCAAGACUGUCCAUAAUUUGAAAGGGCGCCUCAAGACUGUCCAUAAUUUGAAAGGGUGCCUCAAGACUGUCCAUAAUUUGAAAGGGUUCCUCUGGACUGUCCAUAAUUUGAAAGGGUGCCUCAAGACUGUCCAUAAUUUGAAAGGGUUCCUCUGGACUGUCCAUAAUUUGAAAGGGUGCCUCAAGACU
Messenger RNA from Staurois parvus, 513 nucleotides. The record is from the annotation of a GenBank genome assembly. Lineage: Eukaryota; Metazoa; Chordata; Amphibia; Anura; Ranidae.